CCUCAUUGCCGAGCUCACAGAUCGCAGCCCCAUCCAGCUUUUGCCCUCGUUCUCUGCCCCGCUGCGAGUCUCGCUCGAUGAAGCUGGAGCCGCUGCUCCCUCCGUCGACCCUUGAGGAGGCCCUCCAACCGUGCGACAACGCUGCGUCCAUCAUCACUUCGGCGGCGGCGCCGUUUGUCGUUGUGCACGUCAACGACUUUUUCUGCAAGGCGUCCGGGCUGGAGGCCGAGGACGCGCUCGGCAAGGACUGCUCGGCGGUGCCGGGGCGCGGCACAUGCCGCGGCACCCUCGCCAUGCUCCGCCAGGCGCUGCAGCUCGGCCGUGCCCACUUUUCGGUCGGCCUGCUCAACUACACGCAACGAGGCAGGCCAUUCAUGUCGACGCUGCGCGUGGUGCCGCUGCUCGGCGAGGGCGGAGACCCGGCGCACUUUCUCGCGACUGUCACCUCCCACUUCCUCAACGGCGGCGGCCCCGUCCCGCCCUCAGUCCAGCUCCAUGCCGAGCCGGCGCCGACUGCCGCGCUAAACAGCCUCGCCGCGCCAGCCGUGGCGGCGAUGCAGGUGCAGGAGCAGGCGGCGCGCGCCAUCUCGGCCGCCGGGCUGGCAGAGCGAGCUAACGACGGCUCCUCCGCCACCUCCUCCACCGCCUACCCAAACAGCGACGACGGCUCCUCGCCUGGAACAGACAUCCUCUCCCUCGACGGGAGCAGCAGCGGCGGCGGCGGCAGCGCCGCUGGCAGCGUCAACGGCAGCAGCAGCAGCGGCGGCGGCAGCAGCAGCGGCAGCGGCAACAGUGGCGGCUCCGGCGGGCGUGUCCCCCCCUUUCUGACCAAGCUGUCCGAGAUCCUGACGUAUGAGCCGCGGGAGCUGGCGAGCCUGGACGCGGGCGGCUCCUCCUUCCUCAUCCACGACGCCGCCCGCUUCGCCCGCGAAGUGCUCCCUCGCUACUUCAAGCACAACAAGCUCGGCUCGUUUUCGCAGCAGCUGCACACCUACGGCUUCCGGCGAAAGCAAGGGCACGCGGACAACACGCUCGCCUUCACGCACGAGCUGUACGCGGGCGACCCCUCCCCCGCCGCAUUCCUCGAGUGGAUCCGAAAGGGCGGCGCGCACGCCCUGGCCAAGCGAGACAAGGCGCCGCCUUACCCCGCGGCUGCGGCGGCGGCGGCUCCGGUGGCAAACGCGCCGCCCGCGCUGCUGCAAGGGCUGGCGGCGCUGCAGGAGGGGACGCGCAAGCUGGCGCUGAGCUUCCAGCAGGCCAAGAGCGCCGAGACGCUCCAGCUGCGCGCCGUCCUCGUCGAGCUCGUGCGGCGCGGCUGCAUCACAAACGAGCAGGCCUGCCGCGUCGGCACCAUCCACCCGCACGGCGGCGGAGGCACAGACGGCGGCGCCGCCCCCUCGCCGCCCAUCCCGGACGUGCUCUCCACGCCGUCCACCACCGCCGCCGUCGGGGGGCGCUUCGGCGGCUGGGGCGGCGUGCUGGGCGGGUUGCCCCUCAAGGCGAGCCGCAGCCUCUCCGCCGACGGCUUGCUCGCCCAGCUCGACGCGCUCGAGACGGGGCUGCCGCCUCUCUCUGCAGAGGGCGGAGGCGGCGGCGGCGGCCCCCCUGAUCUGCCGAUGCGGGAGGCGGUGUCGCUGAGCGGGCUGCGGAUGGAGAAGGCCCCGUCGGACCUUAAGGGCGACGAGGCGCUCGAGCUGUUUGCAGACGUCUCCGCAAAGUCGCCUCACCUGGGCGGCCUCGCGGGCCUGUCCUCGCUCGUCCCGCCCUUUGGCGAGGACGCUGGCGGCGCGAGCGCCGGCGGCCAGCUGCCGGGCAUCUCCUCCAUGCUGCCGCCCGCCGCGCGCCACCCGCAGCCGUACCCGGUCUGCUCGCCGUCGUGCCAUGCACCGCUCACCGCCGCCGCCGCAAGCUGCCUCUCGCCCCUCUCGCCGCUCGACCGGGCCGAGGCGCUCGCGCCGGAGCACCCCGCCGCCUUUUGGCGGGAGCGGCUUUCUGCGAGCGCCGACCCUGUCCAGCCGCGGAUGGCCCCGCCGUCAAGUGCGAGCCGCCGCCCGACAUCGACCGGCCCGCCAAGCGGCUCUGCACGCCUCCCCCAGAGCCGCCCGCCGCCGUCGCCGCCACCGUCGCGACCCUCUAGCCUCUCACUGCGCGCCGCCUCGAGCCGUGCCGGCGUGCUGCCAUUUUUGUUCGCGAGUUCAUGUCCCCAUUUGGCCUUGGGCUGACCGCGUCUCCGCCAGCUGCGCGGCGCGCUGGCGGCUGUACGCGGCACCUCUUGGCGUCCCCUGCGUUGCUGCCUCUCGUACGUCCAUGUGGAGAUUGGCCCCGCACGUGUCCGUUGCUGCACGUUGGCCCGGCACGGGGGGCGGUCGCGGAUCCCCCACGUUCCACCCCUCGCGAUCCGCCCGCCUUCCCCGGUCUCUGUCUUGUCGCUCAUUUUGGUUCAUGAAUGCAUCCCUUGGUUGUGUGCUGAGGGAGUUGUCGAUGAUUGUAUAGCCCUAGUUUAUGUUAGAAGUGCCGGAUGCCCGCCA
Molecule: messenger RNA, 2528 nt
Organism: Emiliania huxleyi CCMP1516
Lineage: Eukaryota; Haptophyta; Isochrysidales; Noelaerhabdaceae
Exons: 7
Coding region: 78-2222 (714 amino acids)
Biological process (GO): regulation of DNA-templated transcription
Molecular function (GO): DNA-binding transcription factor activity; sequence-specific DNA binding
Source: RefSeq, a predicted model, not a curated record